Messenger RNA from Pyricularia grisea, 1930 nucleotides. RefSeq lists its product as uncharacterized. Gene Ontology annotation, cellular component: cytoplasm. Gene Ontology annotation, molecular function: kinase activity; ATP binding. The coding region runs from base 310 to 1743 and encodes 477 amino acids. NCBI's taxonomy places the organism in Eukaryota, Fungi, Ascomycota, Sordariomycetes, Magnaporthales, Pyriculariaceae. The transcript is spliced from 7 exons. The record is from RefSeq and is a predicted model, not a curated record.
UUUGUCUUUUUUGGUCGGACAACUUACCCCGAAUCUUUGUGCUUUGUCUGCUUCUGAUUUGCCAGGAAGGGAUCUGUGUUCACUCCUUUCGACGAAGCAAAUCCGUCCGCCUGUAGUACAGCCAGCACUGUGUUCUCUCGGUGAACACCUAGCCAACCACAGCUCAGCACGACAAGAGCGAAAAAAAAAAAAAAAAAAGCAGUCACUUUGCAGCUGGAGGCAGGUUACCGCCUGAAGCUGUCAUUGGUCUAGCUUACUGUUUCAACUGAAGGAAGAUUCAACGUCGUAACUACGGUAGCAUUUGUCGAGAUGGCCAAGUCACCGGAACCCAAUGACAGCACCAUCACUACAAGGUACCACUAUUCCCCGCCAUGGGCCGAUUUGAGCAUCAUUGGGGUUGCUGGAAGCUCCGGUUCAGGCAAAUCUAGCAUUUCAGAUGCGAUUGUUAGAAAGCUUAACCUGCCGUGGGUUGUCAUCCUUUCAAUGGACUCCUUCUAUAAAACCCUCGACGCCGAAUCUUCCAAGAAAGCAUUCGCAAAUGAGUAUGACUUUGACGCACCCGAUGCCAUUGACUUUGACGCUCUCGUCAAGCUUUUGCGUGAUUUGAAGGCUGGCAAGCGAGCAGAAAUACCUGUAUAUUCAUUCGUGAAACAUCAGCGCAUGGAGGAGACUACCUCAAUCUACUCCCCACAUGUCCUAAUCCUUGAGGGCAUCUUUGCCCUGUAUGACCCCAGAGUAUUGGAGCUUUUGGAUAUGAGAAUUUUCUGCGAAGAAGAUGCAGAUGUCUGCCUCACCCGUCGUAUUAUCCGAGACGUUAGAGACAGGGGCCGGGAUGUAGAAGGCAUCAUCAAGCAGUGGCUCGCUUUCGUGAAGCCAAAUUUUGUCAAGGCAAGCUACACUCAUAAUGCUCCACCGAUGACACCUUGUCAGCUAACCCAUUCCAUCUUCAUUCAGUUCGUGGAUCCUCAAAGAAAAGUGGCAGAUAUCAUUGUCCCUCGUGGCGUUGAGAACAAGGUUGCUAUCACCAUGAUGGUUCAGUACAUUGAGCAGAAGCUGCUGGAGAAGUCCAAGCAGCACCGAGCAGCGCUAAGCAGGCUUCAGCUGGAGUCGUUGGAGACACCGCUGUCCAGCAGGGUUAUCUUUAUCGAGCAGACCCCGCAGCUACGCGGAAUAGACACUAUCUUGCACGACAUAGACACAAGCAGCGAGGACUUCAUCUUCUAUUUUGAUCGACUUUCCGCACUUCUCAUUGAACUAGCCCUCAACCAUGUGAGGUUCGAGUCCACCACAAUCACCACCCCUCAGGGCUAUACCUACAACGGUCUUCGCCGCGCACAGGGCGACAUCUCGGCAAUCGUGUUGGAGCGCGGCGGUGCCGCCCUCGAGGUGGGACUGAAACGCGUGAUCCCCGACUGCAAGACGGGCCACAUAGUGAUCGAGUCCAACGUCAGGACCGGCGAGCCCGAGCUCAAGUACCAGAAGCUGCCGCGCGAUAUUCAAUCCCACGGCAGCGUGCUACUACUCGACUGCCACAUGUCGUCGGGCGGUUCUGCCCUGAUGGCGGUCCAAGUCCUGCUGGACCACGGGGUGACGCAGGAUAGCAUCGUCCUUGCGACAUACUCGGCCGGCCGCAUGGGCCUGCAUCGGCUGACGACCGUGUUCCCGGAAAUCACGGUGGUGGCCUGCAAGCUUGUGCAGGAUAUCGAGGAACGCUGGAUCGAGAAGAAAUAUUUUAGGUGCUGAGCUGAGCCACUGGCUCUCAAGCAUGUUGCCAGCACUUGAAACGAUAUCAUAACAUUAAUGUUCAUAUUUAUAUAUAUAUUACUGAACAGGACAAUGACACGUAUACAUCAGCGGCAUCCAAGCGAUAGGCUUUCUUAUUUUCACUGGGUCUUGGGGUUUUUCAUUAUGGAGCAGUAUGGUGUAAAUA